AUGCAUAUCCUUGGUCUUUGCAAUGGCUCUCUUCAUGGGAAUUCUGAGAUCCUACUCAAAGCAGCCCUGAAAGCGGCUACAGCCACCGACUCGUCAAUCACUGUGUCUUGGAUUCACGUACCCGCCGUUGUACUACCGAGACAGCACCUACCCUUCAGAGAUGAUCCAUCUAUGAUACCGUAUCGAGACGAUGGAAAAGAAUACGAAUCCAGGAAGAGAGAGACUGAUGACCGCGAGGCUGUGUUUGAAGCCAUCAUGGAUGCCGACGCCAUUAUUAUUGCAAGCCCGGUAUACAGCCAUCAGCCCGCCGGAACCCUGAAAGCUCUUGCUGAUGCCAUCCUUGGACCUUACGCUGAUGUGUCCAUGGCCUAUGACCUCAGACGUCGACAGCAAGAGGGUGAUGAGUCUGUGAAAGACGUCAAAGUUGAUCCGCGAGACUUCAAGCCUCGUGUAGCUGGCUUUAUUGCCGUUUCUGGGUCUAACCCUACAUUCCCGGAGCAGUGGACAAUGGCUCUACCGACAUUGCAGACGUGUAUAUACCCUAUUCACUCCCGCGUGGUUGAUCAGGUUGUACUCUCGGGGUAUGCAAGCCCAGGAUCUGUGUUGGCGGAUUCCGGAGCUGCUCUCGCACGUGCUGAACUGCUGGGCCGUCGCGUGGCUAGCCAGAUGGGAAAGCCAUACGACGAGGCACAGUAUCUAGGGCCCGAGGAGAGCGGGAGCUGUCCUUACUGCCAUCUGCUCAAGAUUGAGUUUCGUGAAGGAAACAAGGUUGUUUGUAUCACAUGCGGCGCAAAUGGUGUUCUGGAACUAGGACCUGGGGGGGAUGUUCGACCGAGAUGGGAAGAGGACUCGACUGUUAGUUGUCUGACGCUUAAAGGUAAAAUACAGCACAGACACGAUAUUCGAGAUAAAAUGGCCUUGGAGCAACCAAAGCUGGCGUCUGUUUCUCCUGCUUUUGCCAAGUGGAAGAGUUUGGAAUUUCCCUUGGCUCCUCUGCCUAGCUUACGGGAGAAGAUCUCAGGCCGUCUAUGA
Messenger RNA from Fusarium tjaetaba, 1032 nucleotides. RefSeq names its product nadph-dependent fmn reductase. Lineage: Eukaryota; Fungi; Ascomycota; Sordariomycetes; Hypocreales; Nectriaceae. The transcript has a single exon. The record is from RefSeq and is a predicted model, not a curated record. Bases 1 to 1032 code for a protein of 343 amino acids. Gene Ontology annotation, molecular function: oxidoreductase activity.